Capronia epimyces CBS 606.96 is the source of this 1764-nucleotide messenger RNA. RefSeq lists its product as uncharacterized. The coding region runs from base 1 to 1764 and encodes 587 amino acids. NCBI's taxonomy places the organism in Eukaryota, Fungi, Ascomycota, Eurotiomycetes, Chaetothyriales, Herpotrichiellaceae. Gene Ontology annotation, cellular component: fungal-type vacuole membrane. The record is from RefSeq and is a predicted model, not a curated record. The transcript has 3 exons. Gene Ontology annotation, molecular function: calcium:proton antiporter activity. Gene Ontology annotation, biological process: intracellular calcium ion homeostasis; calcium ion transmembrane transport.
AUGUAUCGAGUCCGGGCCUGGGCACAUUCGGCCGCUCACAAGAACAAAUUCAAUCCCUGGUCUCAGGUCGAUGGCACCCCUGGUCCCAGGAGCAACGUGUCCGGGCCGCCCCAAAAUGCUCAGUCUGAGUCGGGCGACCAAGAACAGCCGAAAAGCUCGGUAGUAACACGCGUCCUAGCAAACGUCAAGACGGCACUGCUUCACAGUUGGGUCAAUGUCUUGCUCGUGUUUGUGCCUGUUGGUAUUGCCGUGCAUUUUGCUGGGGUCGAUCCCAACGUUGUCUUCGCCUUGAACGCUGUUGCCAUCAUCCCCUUGGCCGGCCUCUUAACACUUGCGACUGAGAGUGUUGCCCAUCGACUGGGUCCGACCUUGGGUGCUUUGCUGAAUGUCAGUUUUGGCAAUGCGGUGGAGCUGAUCAUCUUCAUCAUUGCUUUGGUCAAGAACGAGAUUCGCAUUGUCCAAGCCUCUCUCAUCGGAUCUCUCCUGGCGAAUUUGCUUUUGAUCUUGGGCAUGGCAUUCGUCAUUGGCGGUCUCGAAUAUCGCGAGCAAAUAUACGACAGCACCGUCACCCAAAUGUCCGCCUGCUUGUUGGCGCUCGCGGUUCUGAGCUUAUUGAUCCCGACGGCUUUUCACGCCUCGUUUAAUGAUCUGGCGGCCGCAGAUCGGGCCGUCAUCAAACUCAGCCGAGGGACUUCGGUGAUUCUUCUCAUCAUCUACUUUCUUUACCUACUGUUCCAACUCAAAUCACAUGCAUACCUUUAUCAAGGGACUCCUCAGCAUGUCAUUGAUGAGGAAGCAGUCCCCGGGUUUCUGGCUCGCUUUGACUCGACCAGCUCUUCGUCGGCCAUGUCCUCGCGGGCUUCAACCUGUAGCGCAGGAUCGCAGCGCCGCGUCCGCAAGAGACUGAGGAUGCAGCUGGGCAGGAAGAGGCACGAGAGAAUCGAGAUUGAGCCUGAGGCAGACAUUGAGGCUGCUGGUCAGAGCGAUCUAGCUUCAACAGAUAUCCUGGCGGAAAAGACAGAAGAACCGGAGGAAAUGGAGUCGGAGCCGAUGCCACCGGUGGUCGCGUCGACGAAUGCCACACAUGCUAGAGGCAAAGGGAAGCCGCCAACUCUAGGACCUCGCGGGAUCUCUAUUCGCACCCCGCCAGUCUUUCGCUCUUCGACACUUCCCACUGCAAGGAACAUGCCGUCGGAACACGAGUCUCAUACCCUUCGACAAUAUCGAUCAAAUCCUGACCGUGCCCACCACUCUCGCCGUGGUUCGGCUCCUCACGCUCGGCCUGUUCCCCCCAGCAUCGCCGCGGAAGUCGAUGAUGGACCUCCGAUGGGGCAAACCGCUUCUAUCAUCCUUCUCCUCGUCUCGACUGCUCUUGUUGCUCUCUGUGCAGAAUUCCUCGUGGGCAGCAUCGAGCACCUGGUAGAAAACUCGCCCCUAUCUGAGGCCUUUGUCGGGCUGAUUAUAUUGCCCAUUGUUGGCAACGCCGCCGAACACGUCACUGCCGUGACCGUUGCGGCGAAGAACAAACUUGACCUGGCACUGGGCGUCGCCCUCGGCAGCUCGAUCCAAAUCGCCCUGUUUGUCACCCCGGUUGUGGUCAUCCUUGGUUGGAUUUUGGACAAGGACAUGUCUCUUUACUUCAGCCUGUUCGAGACAGGGUCGCUGUUUGUGUCAACUUUCAUCGUCAACUUUCUCGUCCUUGACGGGCGGAGCAAUUACCUCGAAGGCGCACUGUUGUGUGCGUGCUACAUUAUCAUUGCGUAA